This is a messenger RNA of Fraxinus pennsylvanica, 330 nucleotides long. The record is from the annotation of a GenBank genome assembly. NCBI's taxonomy places the organism in Eukaryota, Viridiplantae, Streptophyta, Magnoliopsida, Lamiales, Oleaceae.
AUGGCAUUGGCUGCAAUAGAAAACCUUGGCCCUAAUUCAGCACACGACUUCCCAAUUAGACCAGUAAUUGCACAACAUUCCAUUUCACCUUUAGGGUUUACUAUAACAGCGGCAUUAUCUUUGAAAAACAAGCCAGGCUUGCCCCCUUCACGGUGGUCUUCACCAUAUUAUUCUGCAAGCCAAAGGAAGCUGGUUCAGCCGGCCAUUGAUCUCCUUAAUGAAGAUGAUAUAAAGAUUUUACACGCCGUGUUAUCAGUGCAGUUCACUAUCAUCGCCUUCGUCACACCCGGCAGGAACUUAUUAAUGGCCGAUCCUCCCGCCCUCACUUGA